AUGACUCCUCGUUUUCCCGGCGUCGAGGACCCACGGCUGUUGCUCUGGCCUCGAGAGGGGUCGGAUGACUCCGAUGCUCCGGGUAUCCUCACAAUAGUUGGCACCUUGACCGGACUGUCGACCUUGGUGUUGUGGCUACGUUGUUAUGUGCGCGGGUACCUCCUUCGACGCUUCAAUGCAGAGGAGCACAUCAUCAUCGCGGCGUGGCUGUGUGCCAUCGGUGUCCUGAUUUGCUUCGUGCUGGAAGCCCAACAUGGAUUGGGGCGGUAUAGCCAGGACAUCUCUGACCAGGAUAAUCAGAUGCUGUCCAAGCUGGUCUAUUGCCACUCAAUCAUCGUCAUGGUCGGCCUCAGCCUUGUCAAGAUUUCCCUGGCCGUGUUCCUGCGACGGUUUUCGCAAAGCUUGCUAAGCAAAGCGCUGGUUGGGUCAAUUGUCUUUCUCAUCGCGUUUACCAUUGCCUGUAGUUUGACCCUGAUCCUCCAGUGCAUUCCCGUGGCAGCAGCAUGGGAUACAAGCCUGCGGCCUCAUGCGCGCUGCUUCAACAAUGAUACUUUCACCGCCAUUGGCCUGUGGAAUAGCAUUACCAACCUCGUUACCGAUGUCAUAUUCGCCACCCUUCCAGUGCCCCUUUUCAUCGGAAUCCAGGUCAAUUGGCGAACCAAAGUGUCACUUAUUGGAGUCUUGAGCCUGGGAUACCUAGCAUGCGUUGCUAGUAUCGUCAAGAUCAUUUCCCAAGUCAAAGUGCUCAAAGAGCAGAACAUGUACCGACACGACACAUUCAUGAUCUGGAAUUGUGCCGAACUCAACGUCGCCAUUCUCGCGGCCUGUCUGCCCAGCAUCAAGCCCCUGCUGAAAUCCAUCCUCGAUGGCACUCGCAGUUUGACCAGCGGGCGUCGCAACGCUACUGCCUACCGCUACAACACGCACGGCUACUAUGUCCAACACAGCACCGAUAUUGCCCUGAAGUCAGUGACCAGGACGCGACCGUCGCCAUACGAUAUCACCCACGACGCAUCAGUCGUGGCAAGUUCCGACAGUGAUUCGGGGAGUCGGCGCGAGAGUGAUGAGCAGAGGCUACAUCGGACCGAGCCUGGCAUCAUGAAGACGACGGAGGUGGUGAUCCAAACCCAUGGCGAUUGA
This is a messenger RNA of Aspergillus ibericus CBS 121593, 1140 nucleotides long. Its product is annotated as oxidoreductase. The record is from RefSeq and is a predicted model, not a curated record. Lineage: Eukaryota; Fungi; Ascomycota; Eurotiomycetes; Eurotiales; Aspergillaceae. Bases 1 to 1140 code for a protein of 379 amino acids. The transcript is spliced from 7 exons.